GUGACUCCGUUACUCAUUUACUGAGUGAGUUAAUUCGAUAUGGAGAACCAGAAGACUCGGAUAUUGGUGGCGGUGAAACUGACUCAGUCGAGUGGUGAAGGCUACCCGUACGCCUCGGAAAGCAGCAAAGCAGUGUUCGAGUGGAUUCUUCAGAACAUCGUUCGCACUAACGUUACUCGUUUCGACCUUCAAUUCCUCAAUGUCCACAGUCCAGAUUCUCCAUAUGCAAAGGAUUACCAAGCGGAUAAAAUGAUGGAAUAUUUUGGCUGCAGAUGUCAGAUGAUUUCGGUUGGUUCUAGCUCAGAGAUCAGACUUGGGCAUGAUCCUAAAAUAGAGAUAUGCAAUGAAGUGAAACGAGUCAAUCCGGAUCUCCUUGUCAUGGGAACUACUCCAAAACUUGGUUAUUUUCAAAGGGUUUUUAGGCGUAAUGUGAGUGGUAGCAUUAGCAUAAAUGAAUAUUGCUUGAAGCAUGCUGAGUGUCCUGUUGUGAUUGUUAAAACCAGAGCAGAUGACCAGAAUUAGGUGACAAUUUUUUCAGUUGGGGAACUGUGUCAAACUUUGAAUUGUUCGAAUUCCUUCACCAUUUGUUGGUUAAAGUUUUUGGAUUUAUUGAUAAUUCUAAAGAGAUAAAAAAGACUUACCGUUAUGGCGUAGUAAAGAGAUUCGUUAGAGGCAAAUGCUAUCAAAGAGAACAAUUCCAAACACUGGAGUGUAGAGAAAAAAAAAAGAGUAGCAAAUGUUUAUUCA
Messenger RNA from Pistacia vera, 747 nucleotides. RefSeq names its product universal stress protein A-like protein. The record is from RefSeq and is a predicted model, not a curated record. Lineage: Eukaryota; Viridiplantae; Streptophyta; Magnoliopsida; Sapindales; Anacardiaceae. The coding region runs from base 40 to 522 and encodes 160 amino acids. The transcript is spliced from 4 exons. Gene Ontology annotation, molecular function: AMP binding.